UUAAAAGUAAUCCAAUAUAAUUUGGCAACAGCAGCACGUGUUAAAAAACCUAGAUUAGAUUAGAUCCUUUUAUGAAAGCAGAGACGGUAGAAGAAAGGGGUCCCUGUUCCCGGCCGGCGUGGUCUUAUUCCUCCUGAAUUGACAUCGAAUUUUAGCUCCUUAACAUGAAGCGCAAGCGCGGGCAUAAGAAAGGGAUGCCAAAGAAGAAAGAAGAAACCGAUGAGUAUAAAGAUAACUCUGGAAUGGAAGUUGACACACCUUCUUCCGAUCUUGCUAACAUAAACCCUGAUGGUUCCAAGAAGUCUGUUGGCCGCGUUAAGGUCAAGCUCAGGGCACCAAACUUGUUGGACUCCCAACCAACCUCAUCUGAUGAGAGUAGCCACCAACAUGCAAAAUUAGGGGCUCCUUCAAUCAGACCUGGUACUGGUAGCAUCAAAAUUAAGUCUUCAAAGGCUUUGGGAUUAAAUGCUGACAAACCUUUCUCAGAAACAAAUCCCCGAUAUAAUAAGCACCAAUUGGAUACUUCCUUAACGAUUAUAAGGAAGGUAAUGAAAAUGGAGGCUGCUGAACCCUUCAAUGUCCCUGUUAACCCUCAAGCUCUGGGAAUUCCUGACUAUUUCGAUAUCAUAGACAUGCCAAUGGAUUUUGGAACCAUAUGCAGCAAUCUUGAAAAGAAUGACAAGUAUAUGAAUUCAGAGGAUGUCUAUAGGGAUGUUCAGUACAUUUGGGACAACUGCUAUAAGUAUAACAAUAAGGGUGACUAUAUCUUGGAUCUUAUGAAGCGAGUAAAGAAGAACUUCAUGAAGUACUGGGCUGCUGCUGGGUUAUACAGUGAACCGCCAAAAGGGGCGAAAGGUGCUGAGAAGACUUCGGAAGAUAUUGCACUGUCUGAUGGAAAAGCGGGGAAGGCUGCUCAACUUAAGCAGAAGAAAAAAAAGCGCCAUGGAAGACACCAUAAACAUGACUGUUUAUGCGCUAUUUGUGUGCUAAAGCGCCGUAGGAAGGAACGGGAACGGGAGGAGAAUGCUCAGAUUACUAAAGGCAAUUUUGCAACUGGUGGUGACAAGCACGCUAAAGAGUUUAAGCAAGAGGAACCAAUGCUUGUAGAGAGCCCUGGUGGCGAGGAUUCAUCGUCAAAUACGGAUGAAUCACUGGGUUCUGAUGGAGAUGCCGGGGUAGACAAAGGAGAGGUGGCAAAGAUGGAGAUUAGUGAGAAGCAGCGUAGCCCUUCUGAGGGAAAGCAUGAAACAGUAGACGUUGAUGAUGAUAACGAUGAUGAAGACAACCAUGAUGUGGAGGAAGAUGAGGAGGAGGAAGAUGAAGAUGAGGAAGAGAUUGAAAUGGACAGUCAGAAGAGAGAGAUGGAUGAUACUUUAAAGCAUGGUGGAACCUUGGCAGAGAAAUCGAAUGUUGGAGAUGCAACUGUUCUUCAUGAUGAAUAUAAAACAAUGCAACAAGAAGGGCAAGCUGCAAUUGUUCAGCAACAGAAGAAGCACAAGGACUCACAAGAUAAACAUCAGAAGGCUAAGCUGCUUGAGAGCUUAUGUGUUGAAAACCCGAAACUUUCAAGCUUGUGUGGGAUUCUCUUCCCCAAUAAUAGUCAGUCUGUGUGGAGUGGACCACACUCCCUAUUGCAUCAAAGAAAUUCUGCUUGUGCUAGUUCAAUUCAUGCGGCUAUUGGGACUUUCAUGGAGUAGCUUCUUAAUUUAACGGAUUAACUACUUCUAAAUAGCCUGUUAAAUUAAUAUUUUAGUUUUAGUUCACAAUGUAUGAUAGUCACAAUUUGUUGAGAACGUUAGCAGAUUUUGUAGUUUUGUA
Molecule: messenger RNA, 1818 nt
Organism: Lotus japonicus
Lineage: Eukaryota; Viridiplantae; Streptophyta; Magnoliopsida; Fabales; Fabaceae
Exons: 8
Coding region: 165-1697 (510 amino acids)
Molecular function (GO): protein binding
Source: RefSeq, a predicted model, not a curated record